Messenger RNA from Pogona vitticeps (central bearded dragon), 6163 nucleotides. The record is from RefSeq and is a predicted model, not a curated record. Lineage: Eukaryota; Metazoa; Chordata; Lepidosauria; Squamata; Agamidae.
GAAGGCAAGGCGACUGAAGGAGAAGUUACCAGUUAGUGACACUAAUUGAACCAGGGAGAUUUGGCUUGGCUCACUUUUAAAAGGGGAGUGGCUUAAUCUGGAGGACUGUGCAAAUCGCUUCACCUUGCUUUGCGAAAAAAGACCUCUCCUGCUGUUUGGGGGGCCAGCACAAGAGUCGGAGUCGACGUGGGUGGGGUUUGCGCUGCCUGCCUUGAUCCCUGACGCAGUGGGGUGACACAUCAUGUGUCAGAUAGACCCCAGGUGGUUGAAGGAUGCCCCUGGAAGGAUCUACUAGACACGGAAAGCCUCAAACUUUUGCCAAAGGUGAAAGAGAAGCCGUCGAGAACUGUGUUGACGAUUCCUUUCAAGAGACUUGGUUCCAGUUGCCCAACGGCUGAGAAGACCCUCGGGAGAAGGCCCGUCUGGGCGGAGAGAGCAGCGAGAAGGCCGGGCCGGGGGCUCAUUUCUGCACGGGGCCGUUUGGAAACGAGAGCCACUGUUUGUGGCCAGCAAUGGAGCACCCUUACAGAGACUAGUUGGCUGUUUUUCAUUUCUGACGGGGUCAGUCUUUUAAAGAUGGCAUAGAUCUCGAGAAAACCGAAGAGGAGAACCGCCGGUGUUGACUCAGAAAGACUGGGAGCAACGGAGCAAGUUCAAAAUGUGAAGGCUGUGAAUUGUCAACGUAAGAAAAAAAGGCUUUGUACGAUCGCUUCCUCCCCCCCUUGUGCGCACACACUCUUUCAAAAGAGACACUAUAGUAUUGAAACAAGGUGCUGGAUUUGCGUAGGACCUUCUUGGCUGAACAGAAAAGUUCUCAUAUGCUUUUUGGGUUGUUGUUGUUGGUUUUUUUUUUAAUUUUUAAAUUAAACUGUUUGUACAAUCUUCUGGAAAAACAUAUGAACUUACCUCCAUUGAACUUUCUGUUCCUCCCCUCCAAAAAAUAAAACAAAUCUAAAUUUUAAAAAGUUGGGAGUAAAAGGGAGCCUCGGAUACGUCAGGAACUAGAUUAAUAACUCUUCGGUGCACGCUUUGGCUUGGGAAGGUUUUUUUAAAAUUCCAAAAUGGAUCUGGAACCCCAGCAACUGGGCAUGUUUGUGGAAAGCGAGUUGAUGUCAGUGGGCAUGGACACCUUUAUCCACCGCAUCGACUCCACGGAAGUGAUCUACCAGCCUCGGCGGAAAAGAGCCAAGCUCAUUGGGAAGUACCUGAUGGGGGAUUUGCUCGGGGAAGGCUCUUACGGCAAAGUCAAGGAGAUGCUGGACUCUGAAACCCUCUGCAGGAGAGCCGUCAAGAUCCUGAAGAAGAAGAAGCUGCGGCGGAUCCCCAAUGGAGAAGCGAAUGUCAAAAAGGAAAUACAACUUCUACGGCGGCUGCGGCACAAAAAUGUCAUACAGCUGGUCGAUGUACUGUACAAUGAGGAGAAACAGAAGAUGUAUAUGGUGAUGGAGUACUGCGUUUGUGGGAUGCAGGAGAUGUUAGACAGCGUCCCAGAGAAAAAGUUUCCCGUUUUUCAAGCACAUGAGUAUUUUUGCCAGCUGAUGGACGGCUUGGAGUACCUCCACAGCCAAGGCAUCGUCCACAAGGACAUCAAGCCAGGAAACCUGCUGCUAACCACCAACGGGACGCUGAAAAUAUCGGACCUGGGCGUGGCGGAGGCGUUGCACCCGUUCGCGGAGGACGACAUGUGCCGGACAAGCCAGGGGUCCCCUGCUUUCCAACCGCCGGAAAUUGCGAACGGCCUGGACACCUUUUCUGGCUUCAAAGUGGAUAUUUGGUCUGCGGGCGUCACCCUGUACAACAUUACGACUGGUCUGUAUCCCUUUGAGGGCGACAAUAUUUAUAAGUUAUUUGAGAACAUCGGGAAGGGGGACUACACGAUUCCCGAAGACUGUGGGCCUCCACUUUCGGAUCUGCUAAGAGGAAUGCUUGAAUAUGACCCCGCCAAGAGGUUUUCAAUACAACAGAUAAGGCACCACAACUGGUUUCGGAAGAAACACGCCCAAACCGAUCCCCCGGUCCCGAUCCCGCCGAGCCCAGAGACGAAGGACAGGUGGAGGAGCAUGACAGUGGUGCCUUACCUUGAGGACCUGCACGGCUACAGCGAGGAAGAGGAUGAGGACUUGAAGGAUGAUUACCUGGAGGACGAGGUCAUAUAUACUCAGGACUUCACAGUGCCAGGCGAAGGCCAGGCAGGGCUUAGCGAGGCGGAGAGCGCAGUGGACGACGGCGUGCUUGCGUUCCUGUUCGGCGAGGAAGGAAGGAGGAGCGUGGAGCUUAGCUUAGAUGGAGGAGGACAGAGAGACCAGGAAGACGAAGAGGAAGAGUGCGAGCUCGUGGCUCUUUCUGCGUCGAGCUGCUGCUGAAUGCUGCACAGGGGCCCCCAUGGCCCCGCAAGGGGAGGGAGACGAAGGUCUAAUGGGGGUCAUCCCUCCCCAGCUGCUUUGUUUUCUCACUGUUAAAAUAGGUCCCCCCACGGAGCAUCUGCUCGGUGUGGUAAGGUGGCGAAGUUAGGCUAGGAAACUGGGGGCCCUCUGGGGGCCCGUCCUCCCCUCUGACCGUUGGCCAGGCGGGCGAGGGGACCGGAGCUGAUGGGGAGCAUAGGCCAAGGGCCGCCCUCCAGGGGUCACCCACCCCAAGGCCCCGUCCAGCUUGGGUGGCUUCCUUCACAAAGGGCGAACCAGGCGCCUGGCUCUGGCGCUCUCCGCAGGGCUUGACUCUCUUCUGCAGAUCCUCUCCCGAUUACGGGAAGCUUUCUUCUGCUCCCGGCCAUGUUGUGCAGAGAGAGAGAGAGAGAGAUCAGGAAGGAGGCCCCCACCUGCCAGGGGGGUGUGUGUGCAUUAUUUCCUCCCAGUUUCAUGGCUGCCUGUUCCGAAAUGAGCUCACACACCCAUCAGAAUACCCCACGGCUGCCAGAAGGCGGGACAGGCGAGCGGGCACUGGCCGGGUCCUUGAUGGGAGCCUGUGGGCUUGGCGCCUGCCCCUCUUCUGCUCCGGGCUUCUCCAGGAUUCAGAGGUUGCCCUGCCUCGUGGUGUGGCACCAGGCUGUUUCAGUGGUGCUUUCGAAAACGUGCCACAGCCUUGUGUGUGUGUAGGGGGUGGGAUUCGUCUCUGUGUGUGUGUUUCUGUGUUUAGGCAGAAGAACAUCAUCUCCUCUGUGGGCUCCCGACAGAUUAUCGCCACCGCUGUGCUUAAUCGUUGCUAUUAGCCCCGGCUGAUGCAAGCAGCCGCCCAUUGGGCCCCGUCAAGAGCUGUCAGUGUGGGCUUGAGAAGCAAUUACAGGAAGGGCCACUCUCCGCGUGCCUGCUCCGCCAUCUCUCCUGGGCCCUGCGAGUGCUCCUAGUGCCGCCGCCCACACCCCACCGUGCACAUCCCCAGGCGGUGCCCCCUGUUCUCCUCCCAUUCACCGUUGGAGAGGAACUGUUUGAGUGUUAGGUUUGAGUUGAAGAGCAAAAUAAAAUCUCUUUUCCCCUUCUCUUUUGGCAAUCAACCCGCCUUUUUAUUUUAGAGGCAUCGCUGUUGAGCUGAUGACUUGAGCCGGUCCUCUCCUGAGCGAGCCCAGAAAGAGCCGCCCGCCCGCAGAGUUUUGCAUUAAGCGACGGUGGCGUCUCCGCUCCCCUCCUGCCCAAAGGCUCGGCUGAGAGGGGCUCUGGAUCAGCCCUCCCGGCCUGAAAAGUUUUGCUCUGCAGUCAGAAGACAGCUUUGCAAAUUCGGGCCACCCUGGCAUUCCCAGGAGGCUGGCUUGGGGUCCCUUCAGGGAUGGGGGUGUGUGUGUCUCCCCGAUCUAACACAACAGGCAACUCCGGCAGCUGCAGCUCCUUGCAGGUCAAAGGAGGGAGGGGGUGCAGGGGAUGCCCCCGUCCUUACAGCCAGAAGAGGUUCCGGGCCCCAGGCACCUCCAGGGGACUCAGCCGGUUCUUUGAAGGCAAGCCAUGCCCGGCUGCCCCAAGCCCGUUCUGGGCCCCGAAGUGGUCUUUCCUCCAAGCCAGCAGUGGCCUUCCAGUUUUUAAGCCAGGGGCAGCUUGUAAACCUGCCCAAAUGGGAAGGACCGACCACGGGCUCUCAGGGGGCUGCCGGCCCUCGGCACGGACGGAUGGACGGGGCAAGGUUUGGAAGAGAUUGAUGAAAACACUUAGGUGGAAGCAAGGAAGCCCCCGGGAAAAGCUGAUUCAGGCUUGGGGGGGCUCAUCAACCCUUUGUAGGGGCUGCCCCCCAUGUGCUCCAGAACUGUGGCCACUAUUGUGGCCUGGGAAGCUGCCGGAGGGUUCCCAGGGACCAGCCGGACGAGGAAGGAGGUCGGCAGAAGCCAGGAAGCGGGCUUUAAGGCAAAUGGCCUCACCGGAAGAGCGGCCGCUGAGCGUGGGGCCCCGAGCCAGGCUGCGAGCGAGCCGUUCCUUCCUCAGUUUCACCAAGGGGCCUGCAGUCAGUCGACGCUUCGGUUGUCCCCAUUGGUACGUCUAAUGAGAGCUGUCGGGACUCACCUACGGAGAGGAAGGGAAAUUGAAUUCAGAGCAGAGCAUCCGGCUGGCCUGUUGCUUCAAUGGGGCUCCCGUUUCUGCAGCCGGUGCAAAAUUUUACUCUGCAGGUUGCUGAUGCUCCUGGCGACCUUGCUUUUUGCCUUCCCGACUUUUCCUGUGGCUUCUCCUGUCUCUUUUUAACCCUCCCUUACAUCACAAAAUCUGUUGAAGAGGGGAGAGCCUUUGGGUCAGGAUGGAUUUGUUUGAAAUCCCGAUUUGAAUUAUAAAAAUUCGGAACUUGACCAUUGAGAUCUGUGAAAACAUCUUUUUUUUUUUAAUCAUGAUAUAAGUCAAUUUGAUUGUUAUCAAAUUGUGGGUUUUUGUUUCCCCCACCCCUUUGGUUGAUAGAAUUUGGCCCGCUUUGCGUGUGCCACCGAGGCCACAAGCCAGCCCCAGCAAGAGAGUCCAGCUGCCAUUUCGCCUUGUAAACGGGUUCGGUGAAAAGCCGAGCGGGUUUUCUCGCUCGUUCUGUGCUCCCUCUUCUGUUUUCCGAAGGAGCCUAUGUACCAGGCGGGAAUCCCCAAAGGGCGCCGGAUUGCCCAGCUGGCCGGGAAAUCAGGUAGCUGGGCUGGCGAUGGCGAUGGCCUUUGCCCACAGGAGAGCGGUCGUCGGCCAUGUUUGCCAAGAUGUUUUUUUCCUCCCAUGUGUGGGUUUUGGGGUUGUGUGUCGUGCCCAUUGUGUUAGGGGUUAAUCCAGCGUGCCGUGGCUGAACCACUCGUUAACCAAACUAGAGUAUAGCUUGGAACUGGUGGGCAACUCGGUUUGCGUCUCUGCUUGCAGGGCCCAGAGGUUGGGAGUUCAAUUCCUGCAUGGGGCCUCCUUGACAGGCUGGACUAGAUAGUCCUUAGGGGUCCCUUCCAGGUCUGCCUUUCCAAGAAGACUCUUAUUACUUAUUAAUGGGAUGAUUGAUCAUUCAUCUCUGUCUCUCUCUCUGCCACCAGAAGGACUGUCAGAUCGAAGCAGCAAGAAGCAGGCAGCGCCUGGCCUUGCCGGCCUUGCGCUCUUUUAAAGUCUAAAGGAGGGGAGGGAAAGCACUAAAAGAAAAAAAGCAGCAGGGAGGGAAGAGGAAAAACACAGGGAACACCAGACGCGGGUUCUGGGUGCUCCAAGGCUCCUCCUCCACCAGGCGGCCGGCCGGCUUUUCAAGAGCGGGGUGCCCGCGGCCCUGGUUCCCUCUUCUGCCAAGUCAUUUGCAUAAAUUUUGGGGACUGGGGGCAGGGAAUCCCAGCUGGGUGUGGCCCCUUUGCUCCUGGCAGGGUGGGAGGGUUUUUUUCCUGUCUUGCCUUAAAGUACGUUUGUGUUCCUUUAAGGGAUUUUGAGGGGGGAGGCAGUGCACCCUAAGUUGCACCCCGGUCUGCCAGCCGGGCCUCCCCUGCUCAGAUCUGUGGACUGUGACCGGGUGUCCAGUGGCAUUGUGGUGGUGGUGGUGGGGUGUUUCUCGUGGGCGGCAGGCACGCGGACCCCUGUUUUGAACCCAGCUCAGCACGGAGCAUUCUGGAAAGGGUUCGAGAACGCCCGGCUCCAGAGCCUUCGGUGACCCAUCCGCUCUGCCGCGUGUGUGUGCGUGCCUGCCUGCAGAGGAGGAGAGGAGAUGCAUCCGCAGGGGAAGGGGGAGAACCCGCCAGCAAGAGCGCUGAAUCACUCGGCAU